Messenger RNA from Molossus molossus (Pallas's mastiff bat), 2467 nucleotides. It is a transcript of the gene TMEM108, whose product is annotated as transmembrane protein 108. The transcript has 6 exons. Gene Ontology annotation, biological process: dendrite extension; retrograde axonal transport; postsynaptic density organization. Gene Ontology annotation, cellular component: axon; endosome membrane; early endosome. Lineage: Eukaryota; Metazoa; Chordata; Mammalia; Chiroptera; Molossidae. The record is from RefSeq and is a predicted model, not a curated record. The coding region runs from base 210 to 1955 and encodes 581 amino acids.
GGGGCUUUCUCCCGAGCCGUCGGAGGGAGCUGGAGCACUUCUCCCGAGCUGGUGAUCAAUCAGUCAGAGUCUAACAUGCAGAAGUGAGUGGUGAAAAGCAGCAGAGCUGAUGGGUCGUGAGGAUGUAAGUGUGUUUGAAGGCUCUCACACCCUCUUCUCCAGGACAGAAUCAUGAAUAAACUGGAGGACAAGAAGGACCAGAUGAUACCAUGAAGAGAAGUUUACAGGCCCUCUAUUGCCAACUGUUAAGCUCGCUCCUGAUCUCGGCCCUGACCGAAGCGCUGGUCUUCGCUGCCCAGGAACCAACUCCCAGGGAAUCUCUUCAGGUCCUGCCGUCAGGCACCAUGGUGACAGCACCGUUCCGCUCUACCAGACCCUCGUCCGUGGCGGCGGCCCCCACCUCCACGGUGACCCUGAGCCCCCAUCCUGACGAAUCCUCCUCACAGGCUGACGCCCCGAUGGCCACAACGACGCCCUAUCCAGAUGGACACCCUCCUGCAAACACCGUCUCCACCAUAAUGGCGACAGCAACCACCCGCCAUGCUGAGGGACCCCUGACCCCAGGGCCCCUUCCUGCUGCCCCGGCAACCACAUCCUCCCCCUCAGAGGGCCGUGCCCUGGAGGAGGCUGGGCCCACCGUCCUGCUGACACAGCCAACCGCAGCCAGCAGCCGCCCCAGCACAGCGCCCCCCCGGGCGGGCACACGCAGGCCCCCCAGACCGCCGGGCUCUGCCCGAAGGGGGGCUGGGAGUUCAUCGCGCCCUGUCCCGCCUGCCGUCGGCGGCCACUCGGGAAGAAGGGAGGGCCAGCGGGCCAGAAGCCCGAGCUCCACACACCUGGGCCAGAAGCAGCCCCUGGCGAAAACCUUUCCGUUCUUCAGAGGCAACUCCACCGGGUCCGUGGAGCCUGAGCCCUCCACCUUCACCCCCAGGAACCCGCCCUGGGGUUACUCCUCCUCGCCACAGACCCAAACAGUGGCCACAGUCACGGCGCCCAGCAGGACCUCGUGGGCACCGAGCACCACCCCCUUGGUGCGCACAGAAGACAAGCCAGGCCUUAGCAGAGCGGACCAGGGGGGUGGUCCUACCUUCACCAGCCCAGGAGGGGAGCCCGACGCCACUGCGGCCUCGGGUGCCCCUGCCAGUCCACACGCUGCCCCAGUGCCUUCUCAGCGCCCCCGUGGGGACCCACACGACAGCUCCAGCCACAGCGAGUCCUGGCUCACUGUCACCCCUGGAACCAACAGACCUCUGUCUGCCAGCUCUGGGGUCUUCGCGGUCGCCACGGGGCCCACCCAGGCUGCCUUCGAUGCCAGUGUCUCAGCCCCUUCCGAGGGCACUCCUCAGGGAACAUCCUCAACAGCAUCCUCGGCCCCGCGGGCCCCAGCUCCCCACACCGGGGUCUUAGAAAGCACUGUCUCCCGGGCCGAGGAGGAGGCUGCGGCCACCCCCACCGUGACUGACAGGGUGCCCAGUCCUCUCUCCACCGUGGUGUCCACGGCCACAGGGAACUUCCUCAACCGCCUGGUCCCCGCAGGGACCUGGAAGCCUGGGACAGCAGGGAACAUCUCCCAUGUGGCCGAAGGGGACAAGCCCCAGCACAGAGCCACCAUCUGCCUGAGCAAGAUGGACAUUGCCUGGGUGAUCCUGGCCAUCAGCGUGCCCAUCUCCUCCUGCUCUGUCCUGCUGACAGUGUGCUGCCUGAGGAGGAGGAAGAAGACGGCCAACCCGGAGAACAACCUGAGCUACUGGAACAACGCCAUCACCAUGGACUACUUCAACAAGCACGCUGUGGAGCUACCGAGGGAGGUCCAGUCCCUGGAAACCUCCGAGGACCAGCUCUCUGAGCCCCGCUCCCCAGCCAACGGCGACUACAGAGACACGGGGAUGGUCCUCGUCAACCCCUUCUGCCAGGAAACCCUGUUUGUGGGACCCGAUCAGGUGUCAGAGAUCUAAUGCAGCAGCCCUCGCUUUGCCGCCCCCUCCCCUUUGUCUCUAAGUUAUAAACAUACAAAUAUAUAUUAUAAAUAUAAUCUUUGUGUAACCCCGACUUAACGAGAAACAUUUUCAGCUUUUUUUUCCCCCUAAAAAUUGUCAACAUCUUUUUUAUAAGUGUGGUUUAAAAAAACUUUACAGAAGAUCCGUGGCUUUAUAAAAUAAAAGUAUUUCUAAGCAAAGCAGUUGCACUGAUUGCUUCUCUUAAUAACUGUCCUUGAGCACUUGGGGGUCCCAGCAGCCUCGGCAGAUGGGGGAUGUCACGCGCAUGGCCCUUGAGUGACUCUCACAGCUCAGGUCCCCUUGACUCCUGUGACCCUGCCGCCUGCUGCUGUGCACCCAGUGAAGGGCCACCGGGGGCAGAGGACAGCAGUCACGCCGGGAAGGGGACACGCCAUCACCCCGUGGGGGUGCCCUGGAGCCUCACACUGGCACCACUGACUGUCGAGGGCGGUGCCAUCUGAGCAGACGGC